AUGACCAUAGACAACGACCUGGGAUUCUACGCGCCUUUAUGCCCAGGCACAGUUGACAUUCCCAACCCACGGCCCUAUCAGAGAUCGAAGAACCCAACUGUGAAGUGCCAUAGCCUUCUCCGCUGUACAAGCGAGUCAUGUAAGCGGGCCAUGGCACAAUACAGGCAGGCCUAUUCGUCUAGGCUCUUGAACCGCGAUCUCGCAGCAGUUCUAAACUUCAGACUCAUUUUCCAGUCACUCUGUGACUCAAGCAGUAUUCCUGAACGGCUCUGUCGUUCUACGGCCAUUGCUGCCGAUGCUUCCGGUACCACCCCUGCAACAAAGAGGCCGCGCAAGAGGCGUGCAGCAGCGGACUAG
Messenger RNA from Linderina pennispora, 357 nucleotides. RefSeq lists its product as uncharacterized. The transcript is spliced from 2 exons. The record is from RefSeq and is a predicted model, not a curated record. The coding region runs from base 1 to 357 and encodes 118 amino acids. NCBI's taxonomy places the organism in Eukaryota, Fungi, Kickxellomycota, Kickxellomycetes, Kickxellales, Kickxellaceae.